GAUACCUGCCUUCUUUUGGUCCAGCGUACAUUCAUUUCUAUGAUGACAGUAGGUUUUAUCAAGGAUCUGUCUUGCUGGCAAUCGCAAGUGAAAAAAUGGAUAGUUCGUUACUCCCCAGACGUAUGCUGGUUUGUUUUCAAAAACACCAACUCUCUGGUUUUGAUGAGAAAGAGAACUUAACUUUUAUGGAUUACAUUGUUUUCGGAACAAUUUUUGAAGUCUCAAUGUUGCGAGAAAAUCUCUGCCCAGGAAAGGAUCUCUGUGUCUCUAUGAGCAUAGGCAGUCAUGGUAGAUCAGUCAUUCAGAACGAAG
Bemisia tabaci is the source of this 312-nucleotide messenger RNA. The record is from RefSeq and is a predicted model, not a curated record. Lineage: Eukaryota; Metazoa; Arthropoda; Insecta; Hemiptera; Aleyrodidae.